Coregonus clupeaformis (lake whitefish) is the source of this 1700-nucleotide messenger RNA. It is a transcript of the gene rusf1, whose product is annotated as RUS family member 1. The record is from RefSeq and is a predicted model, not a curated record. Lineage: Eukaryota; Metazoa; Chordata; Actinopteri; Salmoniformes; Salmonidae.
AUGCGACAUAAAAAAGGGAAAAUGCCAGUGGUGGCAACGGAGAGAUAUGGCUCCCUCGAGUCAUGGAAAUAUCAGUUGAAGGAUGGAGUGAUGGAGAGAGAAAAGAGAAGCGGCGACGGUGGGACAACUGGAAAAUCCAUCAUUGGCGUGUUCAAAAGUGUCUUCUUGCCUCAAGGGUAUCCAGAGAGUGUCAGUGGCGAUUACCUGCAGUAUCAAUUUUGGGAUACUCUGCAGGCCUUCUUCAGUUCUCUUUCAGGUACUCUUGCCACCCAGGCCUCAUUAAUGGGUGUUGGUGUUGGAAACCAAGAGGCAACAGUUGCUGCUGCAACAAUUACCUGGUUGUUACGAGAUGGCACAGGCAUGCUGGGAAGAAUCUUCUUUGCUUGGCUUAAAGGGAAUAAACUGGACUCUGAGGCCAAAAAAUGGAGGCUUGUCGCUGAUGUUCUCAAUGAUAUCGCCAUGUUCAUUGAAAUACUGGCUCCUAACUUCCCAACAUGCUUCACUCUAAUUGUGUGCUCUGCAGGAAUAUUCAAGUCCAUUGUCGGGGUUGCAGGUGGGGCCACCAGAGCUGCUUUGACUGUUCACCAAGCUCGCAGAGACAACAUGGCGGACAUCUCUGCCAAAGACGGCAGCCAGGAUCUUAUUGUGAUGCAUGUGUUCUUUGCAGGAGACUUAGUGAAUCUGGCUGGACUGCUGGUCAGUCUGAUCCUUAUUCCUCUGGUCACUGACAAUCGACUGCUGACGUUCGUCCUCUUCUUCCUUUUCAACAUCCUCCACCUUUUUGCAAAUUACCAAGCAGUGCGUUCGGUUGUCAUGGAGACACUCAACGAGGCUCGGCUUGCCAUUGUGCUCCACCAAUACCUGAGAGAUGGACUGGUCCUCGGUCCACUAGAGGCCAAUCAUAAAGAGCCUGUAUUCUUGGAGUUCAGGAGGACAGUUCCAAUCAAACUGGGAGUGAGGCUAGGGGAAUUUGUUCAUACGUCAGAGGACCUUCAUUUGGCUAUGAAAAACAACCACAAGCCCUACCUUAUCGGAGUCAAACGUGGCUCUGUGUGUGUGUGUUUGGGACCAGAUGCAUCUGUAUGUGAUGAGAUCAGGGCUGUGUGCCAAGCUGUGUGCCUCUGCACUGUGUUACACCCUGUCUCGCCACUGGAGGGGGCUCUCAAACAACUCUCAAUGUCACACAGCAACAAUCAUUGGGAGCUGGUGCAUGAGAGUCAUAAGCUUAUGGACCACAUUUUUCAGCCAUUCCUCAAAGCUCUGGAGGUAGCUGGAUGGCAGACCAGUCGAACCCUACUGGACUGGAAUGAAUGGAGGGUGGAGUGGAAGAAGAAGAGCAGUUAGUGGAGAGAGGCAGGGUCUCUGGAGAGCAGCAACUGCAAGGCAAUAGGCUGAGCUCUCUGUCGAACAUUAAUUGUGAGAUGCUCAAAGAUGAAUAUGCUCAGAUUCAUUUAAAGGUUUAUGUCCUUUUUUGGUACAUUUUAUACAAACUUCAGAAUAAACUUGACCAUAACUUUAACCAUCAUUUAUGUCCAGUGUGAUAUUACCAGCCCCUGAAAGUAAGCCUCUGACUAACCGGAUACAUCAUCUAGUGAUAGCCAGCUAGCUAGUCACAGUCUGACAUAGUGCAAUACAAUAAUUGUUUGGAAAGGGUUCUCACAGGACCUCUGGAAUAUUGAAUAAAAUUACAUUUGAACUUA